AUGGCGGGCUGGUUUGGAUCCUCGCCCAACAGCGCGCUCGAUGAGCAGAUCGAGCGCGCAACCUCGUCAAGCCUGGAGGACAUGCCGCUCAACCUCGAGAUUUCCGACGUGAUUCGAUCCAAGACUGUGCAGCCCAAAGAUGCCAUGCGCGCGUUGAAGCGGAGGAUAGGGCACAAGAACCCCAACGUCCAGCUCGCCGCCCUGAAUCUCACCGAUACCUGCGUAAAGAAUGGCGGCGCCCACUUCAUACAAGAGAUUGCUUCGCGGGACUUCAUGGACAAUCUGACGUCGCUGCUCAAGGCACCAGCGACCGUGGCACCGAACAACGAUGUGAAGAACAAGAUGCUGGAACUCAUCCAGACAUGGGCAACCGCGGCUGAGGGCCGCUUCAACCUGAACUACAUCGGUGAAGUCUACCGCAGCCUGCAGCGAGAGGGCUACCAGUUCCCCCCCAAAGAGCAUAUUGCGAGCAGUAUGCUCGACUCUAGUGCACCUCCAGAAUGGGCCGACUCCGACGUCUGCAUGCGAUGCCGUACCCCCUUCACCUUUACAAACCGCAAGCAUCAUUGUCGCAACUGUGGAAAUGUCUUCUGUGGUGCCUGCUCCAGCAAGAGCAUCCCACUCCCCCACCUCGGCAUAAUGGACCCUGUGCGUGUAGACGAUGGCUGCCAUGCCAAGAUGACAGACAAGUCUCGAGGGCCCCCAGUGCCAAGGGGGUUUGAUGCGGUUAAAACCCACCAGACGCUAUACCAAGGCUCAAUGGAACCCCGCAGCGCGCGCGUCGAGGACAGCUUCGACGCAGACCUGAAGCGAGCGCUAGAGAUGAGCUUGGAGGAGACCAAAGGCAGCAACUCUUCAGGCUUUGUUCCGCAAUCACAACUGCAGUCGCAAUCCAAACCCGCAAACGGAACAUCGAAGAAGGAGCCCGAGGAGGAUGAAGACGCUGAUCUCGCAGCUGCCAUUGCAGCUUCUCUCGCCGAUAUGGAAGAGCAGAAGAAAAAGUACGCCCACACCUUCCGACAGCAGACGGCCAAUGUGAAUGGGACGACGCCUUUCGUUGCACCCAAGAAUGACUACGAACUUACUCCGGUUGAGGCCGAGAAUAUCAACCUGUUUUCAACUCUCGUAGACAGACUACAACACCAGCCCCCAGGCACCAUAUUGCGAGAACCGCAGAUACAGGAGCUGUAUGAGGGUAUUGGUAAACUAAGACCAAAACUUGCGCGUACCUAUGGCGAGACAAUGAGCAAGCAUGACACACUACUUGACCUACACGCCAAGCUUUCCACCGUGGUUCGGUACUAUGAUCGAAUGCUUGAGGAAAGACUAUCAAAUACCUACAACCAGGCCAAUGCCAUGUAUGGUCUUCCCGCGCCCACGCAGCGGCCAGCUUCCAAUCUCUACCCCAGCAUUCAUUCUAGCGCGCCGGACGGUUCAGCCGGUGAGAACUACUACAGCAGUAACGCGCCCCCAUCCGACGCAUACGGAAGACAGUCGUACUACGGCGGCGGCUACCCCCAACAACCACACACGCAGCAAGCAGCUGUACCACCGCCAUCCUACACCUCCCCCCAGGACCCCUACCAACAGCCCUCGCAGCCGUAUCCAAAUCUUUCUUCAUAUGGCGGGGCAGCAGCACCACAGCAACGGCCACCGAGCACAACCUAUCAGAAAUCCGCGUCACCACAGCUUCAACGCCAAGUUUCAAAUCAGCAACAUUAUCCAUCGCAACCCUCACAACCCCCUCUAUCCACCGCAUCAGACGCAGAGAGCGCAAGCUUCUACUACGGCGACAGUAACGCCGCGCAACCAUCGCAAGCAAACUUGCAGCACACUCAAAGCUAUCCCCCCCAGCCCUCACAACAACCGCAAUCCUCAUCACCACAAAUGUACAACCGCGGCCCACCACAGCAACCUCCCAUCUCGCCCCCCUCACAACCCGCCACCGCAUGGCAGAAUCCCCCGUAUCCAAGGCAAGACCAGGCGCCGAACUGGCAACCUCAGGACCAGAACCAGGCAUCGCAACAGCAGGCCUCAUCCCCCCCGCAGCAGGCUCCCUCAUCACAACACGCACCACCACCGCAGCAGCAGCAGUACUGGCAACAACCACAGCAAGCCCCGCUGCAAAAGCAGAGUUCAGCUUGGCAGCCGGCUCCGUAUGCGUCGGGUGGAUACGGCCCUGAGAGUUUCCCCAGUGCGCCGCAGAAUCAGUUGCCGGUGCAGCAGCAGAAGGUUGUGGAUGAACCGUUGAUCGACCUAUAA
Cucurbitaria berberidis CBS 394.84 is the source of this 2262-nucleotide messenger RNA. RefSeq names its product ubiquitin binding protein. The transcript has 5 exons. The record is from RefSeq and is a predicted model, not a curated record. Gene Ontology annotation, cellular component: ESCRT-0 complex. Gene Ontology annotation, molecular function: phosphatidylinositol-3-phosphate binding; ubiquitin binding; metal ion binding. NCBI's taxonomy places the organism in Eukaryota, Fungi, Ascomycota, Dothideomycetes, Pleosporales, Cucurbitariaceae. The coding region runs from base 1 to 2262 and encodes 753 amino acids. Gene Ontology annotation, biological process: protein targeting to vacuole; protein transport to vacuole involved in ubiquitin-dependent protein catabolic process via the multivesicular body sorting pathway.